GGACCGGGACGCGAGGAGUGGCGGAGAGGGGGGGAGCGGGGCGGGUGCACGAAGGGCGACUGGAAGUGCGUUCGUGCGCGCGCGCCUGGGAGAGUGCGCCGAGGAGGAAAAACGGGUCGAGGAGCGAGCACGGAGGAGGGAGAGAGGUGGAGCAGCCAAGAGACGGGACAGCCGCAUCUGUUGACUUUGCAUCGUCUGGAGACCGAGGCGCACACACCGAGACCGAGGCCCGCGAUUCCCUGAGGAUUUUUAAAUGGUUGACUUUUGGCUGGAAAUGUGAGAGAAGAGCUGAAGAAAAGGAAAACGAUCUGACGGAACCAUGGCCAACAGCACCGGCGCCAUACACCCGAGUAACCUCCCGUGGCACCCGGGCGCCGCGCUCGUCCCCCGGGUCGCCCUGCAGGUCCAGGAGGUCUACCCGUUCCACGACGGCUGGAACGUGGCCUGCUUCGUCAUCCUGCUGCUCUUCAUCCUCACCGUGGUGUCUCUGGCCGCGCUGGCCGUGCUCUACGAGCUGCUGGACUGCGGGUGCUGCGCCAAAGGGAAGACACAACACGAGCUGCGGGAGGAGGGGCCGGGCGGCUGCAGCCAGCUAAUGACCAGCAUGUGCAAGGAGCCGGAUUCCCGCACAGAGGUGGUGUAGGGGGACGUGGGGAGGGGGUAGAAGAGGUCGGAGGAUGAGGAGGAGUCGGUAUUCAGGUCUCUGACCUGGGUUCUGCCACAGCGUUCACCCCAGAUGCCCUGAGGAAAAGGACUUUGGAUAACAGUGCUACUAGUGGUUCAGUUGCUGAGGGUGAGGAGGUCACAGAACGACGUAACAAAAAAAUAAAAAAGAAGGGGCAUCAGUUGGCAACUCAUUUGGGAAAGUCUAAUUAGCUGUUUUAUUUUGGUCAGGAUGGAAUGUUUAGACAUCUACACUCACUGCCACGUGGACCCUGAAAGCCACACUUUUUACGCCAGAAACAGACCAUUCGUGUAAAAAUAGUUCUCAUAGGGUGGCGUGUUCGUAUGACCAGAUAUCAGCUAAGGGAACAGUAUUCUUGUACUUUGACAUGCGAGUCCUGUGUGCGCUGCACUUAUCCGGCUGCUAAUGCGAUUCUAAGGAAUAUGGUAAAUUAUUGUUUAUGGCUAGAAAAUGAAAGACAUCCCCGGUUUCCCAUCAGGACAAAACAAAAGAUCAAACAUACUUGGACAACAUUGUUGCUUUGAUCAAAUCCUGCAGUUCUCUGUUCUCUGGUUAAUUGUACACCGCUGUUGUCAACAUGUUUAGCUUUGCAACAUUAGCUCAUGACACUUGGUUGCCGCACAGUGAUGUAAAUUCAUCGUGCCAUCUCGAGCACAACGUAUGGUUUUAAUAAAUUGCUGCUGAAAUAUG
Pungitius pungitius (ninespine stickleback) is the source of this 1375-nucleotide messenger RNA. It is a transcript of the gene smim18, whose product is annotated as small integral membrane protein 18. The record is from RefSeq and is a predicted model, not a curated record. NCBI's taxonomy places the organism in Eukaryota, Metazoa, Chordata, Actinopteri, Perciformes, Gasterosteidae. The coding region runs from base 320 to 643 and encodes 107 amino acids. The transcript is spliced from 3 exons.